AUGCAGGCCGAUACAUUUCACAUAUUGCAAGGUGAAUCCCCGCCCAUUGAAUCUUGGGACGACGAUGGAGACCUCCAGUGUUUCGACGAUGCACAAUUCCAUGCUAUUUCUACAACGACAUCUGUGACCGGUUCUAUGCUACGGUCUGGUCAUCGUGACUCUAUUUCCUCACGCCUCUCAAUUCGCUCCGAUGUCGAAUCGAAUGCCGGCGAUGAAGACUGGCAGUUACUACUCCGAGACAACGAUGAAACAGCAAUUGAAGAGGCAAUCGCUUCUGCCCGCAGUGCCGGCAUACCUAUCCCCGACAAUGUACCCAAGUCGGCUCUUUUAUCGGGCUCAAUCAAGAAACUGCAGUCUAAACAAAAUAAGAAAAGCUCUAUUGAUGAUUGGUCGGAGGAUCUAGAAUUCCCGGCUGCUGAUGCGGAGCUGGCUCUUAAACCGAACGAACAAGAGUCGUUCCCAGAAUCCAUACAACAAAUCCACACCCCACUAAACGCGAGUCCGGCCAAAUCCAGAGAUUCGGUUGAUAAUGCCCCAUUCAGAGGUGUAGAAGCCACUACUCCUCCAUCAAUCACCGCAAAAGAGACAAUUCAGGGACUCGGUUUCCAAGAUGUCAAGCAAGAAUCACAAGAUGUGCCAACAAUUAAUACAAGCACUGCGUCUCAAUUGCAUCUACCACAUACUCCUUCCAUUGGCAGUCACUCUCCUGCUGUUGGAGUAGCCAGAGAUAAAGAUGACGAAUUCGAAAAGGAUUUCGAGUUCCCCACUAAAGAGAUGACUCUCAAGCUCUGUCUGCCAUCCAGUAUACCGAACAACAUACCUAGCAUCAAUGACGAUAUUUGGGACAUUGGUUGGGCAGAUGGAGACGGCAAUGGACGCUUCGGUGGCGUAAAGAGAGAUAUGCGUUCGACUCAGAGUUCGUCUGUUUCAGCUUUUAGUCCCAGUGCUUCUAGCUGUCUCACGGCCGAAACUGAAGAUGACGGCUUAGAUGGAUUGAUUUUACCGGAUGGACCCUUUAGUUUUGAAGAAAAUUUGAAGAAGAGGAAGGUGAUUCGGCCAGACACCGAAGAGCCCAGUCCCAAGUCUAAACCAACAUUCAGCAACAACAACAACAAGGGCAGAACCGAAACUGAUGGAUUCUUCGACGAUCUGGACAUCGAUGAUGGAAGUGUCUUCGCGUCAAUGCAAUCGAAUGUGCAUCGAAAUGUCAAACGCAAACUAGAUCCGCACCCAAUGACACCGGGUCGCUCUGAGAAGACAAUCACAUUCACAAGCAAAACACCGUCGGUUUCGACCCGCAUACCACGACUUUCUGGCCAUAGUAGGAGCCAUACCAGUCUUGAACCUGUCUCUGAAAGUGGCAACGCUGUGACUCACUUCCGAAAGCCACAGUCCCGCCUCACAGCACAUUCGAAUCGAUCAUCUGUCGGAAGUAUACAUACAUCUCCACCAGUGACUCCAUCCGGAGGUCGAAGAUCGCUCGGCGGCCGAAUUUCGAGAGAAGGCAUGACCAGUGAUUUAUCUUCCAGCCAUGCACAGCUUCUCAAGUCGAAACGCUCGGCGCCUAGUGCUCGUGGACGUGAAGAGUCAACAUCCGGUGCCCCUUUCCAGCGACCAUCGUCACGGCAGGAAAGCACAUCUAUGAUUCCCACUUCUUCUAGACCCAAAACACCUGUUGAUAGAUCGACCACUGAUUCAAGUCUUGGCAACAAUCGAUCUCAAGCACCUUUUCUGCCUGCUGGUGCAUCACAAAGUCAGUCCCAUCACGUCAGUGUCAAGUACUCGCGGCAAUUCCGUCGAUCCGAUUCGGAGACUUCUACAGAUUCGACUAUCGGGCCAAAGUCAGCUUCCCGUCUUUCGUAUCCUCUACGAUCCGAUAAUUCUAAUCGUCUUCAUGCGCAUUCCGCCAGUGAGGGCUCCAAUAUAAUUGUUAAACGUCCAGUAACUAGACCUGCUCGUCGACGAAACUAUGGAGAUGGAACUGAACUAGAAUCAUUCGAUGACCUACCGACAUCCACUCUCGCAGAGAGCCGUUUCGUCAAAACUCCUGUAGGGCGUGGCGUUCCCAGAUCUGUGAGAAAUGGACUUGCACAAUCUCCUACCGCGACACGCACCGAAACUCCAGUCCCGUCAAUGAUGUCCAACGCACCUUCUCGGCCCAGUUCUACUUCCUUCACGCCUCGAUUUGCAAGAGAUACUAACGCAUCAAGGAUCGCUCGCGAACAGAGAAUUGCCUCACUAUCUCUACCUUCGCGAAAUCGAGAUAGCGCGCCUCUCGCUCCUCUGAGCACCAAUUGGAAGGGACAUCAAACUCCCCGGCAAUCCGAUCCCAUGCUUACUGUAAGAAGCAAGAAGGGCAAGGCAUCCCGGCCUGGAGGAUCUAGACCACAACUGAUUCGACCAAUGGGAUCAGGGGUCAGUGAAGCGAAGAAUGUCAAGGGUAUGCAGUAUAAUCCCAGCACGUAUCGAUGGGAGGGCAACGAAAAUGAAGUUGCAGAAUUUGACGCCAUCAACAUUCCCAAAUCUCCCAAGGUGGCGCCAGCACUGAUUACCAGCGUUGGGACAAUCAAGGGUGGCCAGGUUGUUGGCGGCAUGGUAUUUGAUCCUCAGCGGAUGUGUUGGCUGAAAAUUGCAUCCACGCAACCCGGCGCCGAUAAGGUAGCUGUCAUACAUGACGAACUUGAAGACGUCUUUGCAGGUUUAGAGGACCUUCAGGAUAAGCCGGAACUCAAGCAUCGAAGAAACAUUUCAGAGGCGUCUGUCCCGACAGAAGCCUUUGACGACCAGAGCGGCGAUUCCUCGGAAGAAUGGCCAAUUACUGAAGAGUUUGACGUAGGUCCCGAGUUUGUUAAACGUCAAAGAGCCGAAGAAGACAGGUGGAAACGUAAAUUGACUAAAUGGGUAACUCCUGAACGGCAAAGGAUUGGAGAUGGCUGGCGAUGGGCCAUUAGAGAUUUGGUUCCUGGUGGAAACUGAUUUCAAUACUGGGCUGAACCAAUUUUUUUUAUUUUAACUUCAUCUAUUAGCGAUGUGUUACAUACAUUUCGGACAAACUUGUUACACUAUGACGACCUUUACGACAACACAAAAAAGACGCAUUUUUAGAAAACGGCAAAACAAGGACGCGCUGUAUAUGCGCUUUGCUGCCUAUUGCAUUGCAUCAACUUAUCAUGAACCCUUGACGAGACCACGACCAGCACACGAAAUGGCCGGAAUAUUUGCGAUUUUUUAUUGUUUACUGUUAUUGUACUUCAUUGGUAUUGUACAUGCAGCUUUCUACGCUGUUUAAUUGCUUGCUUCAUUACCGGUUCUCUUUUUCUUGGGGUUUUCCUGGUUUUUGCUUGGUAUAGCUUGCAUUUUUGUAUUUAUACUUUUAGUUUUAUGAUAAUUAAUUUGUUUCCUUGAUCUCGGGCCUUCGACA
Molecule: messenger RNA, 3421 nt
Organism: Talaromyces stipitatus ATCC 10500
Lineage: Eukaryota; Fungi; Ascomycota; Eurotiomycetes; Eurotiales; Trichocomaceae
Product: cytokinesis regulator (Byr4), putative
Exons: 2
Coding region: 1-2976 (991 amino acids)
Biological process (GO): regulation of Ras protein signal transduction; mitotic spindle orientation checkpoint signaling
Cellular component (GO): mitotic spindle pole body; SIN/MEN two-component GAP complex
Molecular function (GO): GTPase activator activity
Source: RefSeq, a predicted model, not a curated record